Messenger RNA from Ceraceosorus bombacis, 945 nucleotides. Lineage: Eukaryota; Fungi; Basidiomycota; Exobasidiomycetes; Ceraceosorales; Ceraceosoraceae. The record is from the annotation of a GenBank genome assembly.
AUGCUCACCAUCGCCAUUACGGAUCGUUCCUUUGGCGUGCGAGCCAAGAGCCAUGCUCAUCAUCGACUGUCCAACCGAUGCUCGACGGACGACGACGAAGAAGAGCUGAGCUGCUUCGACAGCCUAUCGCUCAGCAACGCGCUCGAACUCGAACUGGGCACCGAGCUCGCAUCCCUGCUGCCGGCAUCGAGAGGGUGCACGGCUGCACAAGCGCACGCCUCGUCCAAGUCGUGCGCGACGACAAGCAAGGCAUCAGCUCUGCAAGCCAGACCAACUCACCUGAGUCUAAAGGGCCUCUCGACGGUGGGAUCUCAGACGCCGAGCAGGACGCCACCGCCUUCUUACGUGUCCAUAAACUCGCCACCUCCCACCUAUUUCUGCCAAAUGGCGGACGAGAGGAUGAGGUGCGAGACGGGGGAAGGAGAAGCCUGCAAGCUGCUGCUCGUCGAAGCUUCUUUGGCUGCCGGAUGGUCUGCAAAGGUCAAGAGACGACGCGAGCGCAAACUUUCGAGGACGGAGCCUGCAGACUUGCAGUCGGCCGCGAUGGUCCGAUCGACGGUGAAGGGCACCGCGCACACGUUCGAGGCGCAGGACCUGCACGCAUCGUUCGUCGCGCAGCGCGACGCAUGGUCCAACCAAACACCUCGUAACGACCCAGCAGCAGCAGCAGCAGCAGCAGCAGCAGCAGCACCGCCAACCGCGGUGAAUGCGCGCGCAACCGGCUCACCACCAUCUCCGACCGACACGGCUCGCAUGCCCUUCGAUGCGUCGCCGACGAGUUCACUCAAGCGCACCUCGAGCUCCUCCAGGUCGAGCGUGCUCAAGCAAGUUCGGUUCGAGGAUGAAGAGAAGAAGAGGCUGUGGAAAGAGUCAAGAGUGGGCAAAGGAUGGAGAUUGGGCAGCCCGACGACCGUUCUUCUUGGUUUGGCUUCGCAAACGGCGUAA